This is a messenger RNA of Melozone crissalis (California towhee), 885 nucleotides long. RefSeq names its product GTP cyclohydrolase 1 (gene GCH1). The record is from RefSeq and is a predicted model, not a curated record. Gene Ontology annotation, molecular function: GTP binding; GTP cyclohydrolase I activity; zinc ion binding. Lineage: Eukaryota; Metazoa; Chordata; Aves; Passeriformes; Passerellidae. The coding region runs from base 1 to 723 and encodes 240 amino acids. The transcript is spliced from 6 exons. Gene Ontology annotation, cellular component: cytoplasm. Gene Ontology annotation, biological process: tetrahydrobiopterin biosynthetic process; tetrahydrofolate biosynthetic process.
AUGGAGGCGGCGCGGGGCUGGAACGGGUGCGCACGGCGGGAGCCGCCGCCCUCCCCGCCCGCGGCCGCGGAGAAACCGCGCGGGGCCCCGGGCACCGGCACCGGGAGCGGCAGCAGCGGGGAAGGGUGGCGGGGAGAGCGGCCCCGCAGCGAGGAGGACAACGAGCUGAGCCUGCCCGGCCUGGCCGCCGCGUACACCUCCAUCCUGCGGGCGCUGGGCGAGGACCCGCAGCGGCAGGGGCUGCUCAAGACGCCCUGGAGGGCGGCCACGGCCAUGCAGUUCUUCACCAAGGGCUACCAGGAGACCAUCGCGGAUGUCCUGAACGACGCCAUCUUCGACGAAGACCAUGAUGAGAUGGUAAUUGUGAAGGACAUAGACAUGUUCUCAUUGUGUGAGCAUCACCUCGUUCCAUUUGUUGGAAAGGUGCACAUUGGUUAUCUCCCCAACAAACAAGUGCUCGGCCUCAGCAAGCUCGCUAGGAUCGUGGAAAUAUACAGUAGAAGAUUACAAGUCCAGGAGCGCCUUACCAAACAAAUCGCCAUCGCCAUCACAGAGGCCUUGCAGCCCGCCGGGGUCGGCGUCGUCGUGGAGGCCACGCACAUGUGCAUGGUGAUGCGCGGGGUGCAGAAAAUGAACAGUAAAACUGUGACCAGCACCAUGCUGGGCGUGUUCCGGGAGGACCCCAAGACCCGCGAGGAAUUCCUGACCCUCAUCAGGAGCUGAAACUGUGUCACCCUCUGGAUUGUCCUGUCCUGUGUCGCUGUCUGUCCUUGUCCCCACGUCCCAGCUCUAAACUCAAUGGUUGUGAAUUGUUGUCACGGUCCUUGUGCAGUGGGAGGCUCCUGGUGGCACCUGGGGAAGGUGGGAUGGGGGAAUCCUCCUGGA